AUGGCAGUUAUUGAAGUAGCUCAGCUGUGGAACCCAAAUUUACCAUCAUCAACAUCAUCAUCACCAUCACCUCUGUCACCAACAUCUUCACCGUCAGCACUGUCAUUGAUCACUGUCAUCAUUUCAGAGAGAAGAGAAGAGACAAAAAUCAACAAACACAAGCCAUGGAUUGAGACAUCAUACCAUGGAGUUAUAACUGAGAACAACGACACAGUCAUUCUGGAUCCACCCCUAGUAGCCCUGGAUAAAGAUGCACCAGUUCCUUUCGCAGAUUCUUUUGAACUUGUGAAGACUAAUGAAGGGGAAAUCUGUGCGUUCAAGAUACACGGCCAGGAGCUGCCCUUUGAGGCCGUGGUACUCAACAAGACAUCCGGGGAGGGCCGGCUCCGCGCCAAGAGUCCCAUCGACUGUGAGUUGCAGAAGGAGUAUACAUUCAUCAUCCAGGCCUAUGACUGUGGUGCUGGGCCCCGGGAGACAGCCUGGAAGAAGUCACACAAGGCUGUGGUCCAUAUCCAGGUGAAGGACGUCAACGAGUUUGCUCCCGCUUUCAAAGAGCCAGCCUACAAGGCUGUGGUGACAGAAGGCAAGAUCUACGACAGCAUCUUGCAAGUGGAGGCCAUCGAUGAGGACUGCUCCCCACAGUACAGCCAGAUUUGCAACUACGAAAUCGUCACAACGGAUGUGCCUUUUGCCAUUGACAGAAAUGGCAACAUCAGGAACACAGAGAAGCUGAGCUACGACAAGCAGCGGCAGUACGAGAUUCUGGUGACUGCCUACGACUGUGGACAGAAGCCCGCUGCUCAGGACACCCUGGUGCAGGUGGACGUGAAGCCAGUCUGCAAGCCUGGCUGGCAAGACUGGACCAAAAGGAUUGAGUACCAGCCGGGCUCGGGGAGUGUGCCCUUAUUUCCCAGCAUCCACCUGGAGACAUGCGAUGGAGCCGUGUCGUCACUACAGGUCACUGCAGAACUUCAGACCAAUUACAUCGGCAAGGGCUGCGACCGCGAGACCUACUCUGAAAAGUCCCUUCAGAAAUUGUGUGGAGCCUCCUCUGGCAUCAUCGACCUCCUGCCCUCCCCCAGCGCGGCCACCAACUGGACAGCGGGACUGCUCGUGGACAGUGGAGAAAUGAUCUUCAGGUUUGACGGCAGGCAGGGUGCCAAGAUCCCCGACGGGAUCGUGCCCAAGAACCUGACGGACCAGUUCACCAUCACCAUGUGGAUGCAGCACGGCCCCAGCACGGGCGUGCGGGCAGAGAAGGAGACCAUCCUCUGCAACUCAGACAAAACCGAAAUGAACCGGCAUCACUAUGCCCUGUACGUGCACAACUGCCGCCUUGUCUUCCUCUUGCGCAAGGACUUCGACCAAGCUGACACUUUUCGCCCUGCGGAGUUCCACUGGAAGCUGGAUCAGAUUUGUGACAAAGAGUGGCAUUACUACGUCAUCAAUGUGGAGUUUCCUGUGGUCACCCUCUACAUGGAUGGAGCAACGUAUGAGCCGUACCUGGUGACCAACGACUGGCCCAUCCACCCCUCUCACAUAGCCAUGCAGCUGACGGUCGGUGCCUGCUGGCAAGAGAAUUCUGGGAUCCGAGAUGAUGGUGAUUCCCACCCAGUCACACAGGCCAACCCAGGCUUGUGUUUUCUUUCAGGGGGAGAAGUGGCCAAACCACGGUUUGCUCAGUUCUUCCACGGCAGCCUGGCCAGUCUCACCAUCCGCCCUGGCAAGAUGGAAAGCCAGAAGGUGAUUUCCUGCCUUCAGGCCUGCAAAGAAGGACUGGAUAUUAAUUCCUUGGAAAGCCUUGGGCAAGGAAUAAAGUAUCACUUCAACCCCUCGCAGUCCGUCCUGGUGAUGGAAGGUGAUGACAUCGGCAACAUCAACGGAGCCCUCCAGAAAGUCUCCUACAUCAACUCCAGGCCGUUCCCAACAGCCGGAGUGCGGCGUCUCAGGCUCUCCUCCAAAGUCCAGUGCUUUGGCGAAGACGUGUGCAUCAGCAUCCCCGAUGUAGAUGCCUACGUGAUGGUCCUGCAGGCCAUCGAGCCCCAGAUCACCCUUCAGGGCACAGACCGCUUCUGGAGACCCGCUGCCCAGUUCCAGAGUGCCAGGGGAGUGGCCCUCUUCCCCGACAUCAAGAUCGUGAGCACCUUCGCCAAAGCCGAGCCUUCAGGUGACAUGAAGACGGCAGCCCCCAGAGCCGCAGUGCUGGAGGAAAUGCUUCACAACCUGGACUUCUGUGACAUCCUGGUGCUGGGAGGGGACCUGGACCCCAGGCAGGAGUGCUUGGAGCUCAGCCACAGUGAGCUCCACCAGCGGCACCUGGAUGCCACCAACUCCUCCGCCGGCUACUCCGUCUAUGGUGUGGGCUCCAUGAGCCGCUAUGAGCAGGUGCUGCGUCACCUCCGAUACCGCAACUGGCACCCAACCUCCCUCGAGGCGCGGCAGUUCCGGAUCAAGUGCUCCGAGCUCAAUGGGCGCUACACCAGCAAUGAGUUCAACGUGGAGGUUGGAGUCCUGCAUGAAGUCAGAGUCUCAGACGAGCAUGUCAACCACCUCAUCGUGCAACCGCCCUUCCUCCAGUCUGUCCACCACCCGGAGUCCCGGAGUAGCAUUCGGCGCAGCUCAGUGGUCCCCAGCAUCGCCACAGUGGUGGUCAUCAUCUCGGUGUGCAUGCUGGUGUUUGUGGUGGCCAUGGGCGUGUACCGCGUCCGCAUAGCACACCAGCACUUCGUCCAGGAGACUGAGGCUGCGAAGGAAGCUGAGAUGGACUGGGACGACUCUGCGCUGACUAUCACAGUCAACCCCAUGGAGAAACAUGAAGGACCAGGGCAUGGAGAAGAUGAGACCGAAGGCGAGGAGGAAGAGGAGGAGGAGGGAGCAGAAGAAGACUUAAGUUCAAGCAGCAGCAGCAGCAGCUCAGAGGACGGCGAAGAGGAGGAGGAGGAAGUGAUGGGGAGAGGCCAGCGCAGGCAGAGCGGCGCCCAGCGAGCCCAGCUGGAGUGGGAUGACUCCACGCUGCCCUACUAGUGCCCGCAGGUCUGCUGCCCAGCCCGUGUGUCCCCUCGGUAAAGUCUGACCUGAUCUGUGCCCGA
Dipodomys spectabilis (banner-tailed kangaroo rat) is the source of this 3089-nucleotide messenger RNA. It is a transcript of the gene Clstn2, whose product is annotated as calsyntenin 2. The record is from RefSeq and is a predicted model, not a curated record. Gene Ontology annotation, cellular component: cell surface; postsynaptic membrane. The transcript has 22 exons. Lineage: Eukaryota; Metazoa; Chordata; Mammalia; Rodentia; Heteromyidae. Gene Ontology annotation, biological process: homophilic cell-cell adhesion; positive regulation of synaptic transmission; positive regulation of synapse assembly. The coding region runs from base 1 to 3024 and encodes 1007 amino acids. Gene Ontology annotation, molecular function: calcium ion binding; kinesin binding; X11-like protein binding.